Dioscorea cayenensis subsp. rotundata (Guinea yam) is the source of this 1135-nucleotide messenger RNA. Its product is annotated as E3 ubiquitin-protein ligase XBAT33-like. The coding region runs from base 288 to 698 and encodes 136 amino acids. The record is from RefSeq and is a predicted model, not a curated record. The transcript is spliced from 4 exons. Lineage: Eukaryota; Viridiplantae; Streptophyta; Magnoliopsida; Dioscoreales; Dioscoreaceae. Gene Ontology annotation, molecular function: protein binding.
UUUAAUGAGAAAAACAAAGAUGGGAAAACCAAAGUCAUGGAUGCCCUCUUUUCCAAACCCUAUUUUCCUCUCCGAAGACACCCCUUUCCUCGCCGUCCAGUCUCGCUUGACGCCACCGGCGACGUCAUCGCCGCCGCCGCAGUUGCGGAGCCCUUCUCGCCUGACGCCACCGGCGCAGCUUGAGUUUUAUUCCUCCCCCGACGUCGCCAGCCCCUUUCUUCGUCGUCCAGUCUCGCCUAACGCCACCGGCAACAUCGUCGUCGUCGCAGCGAAGCCCUUCUCGCCUGAUGCCACCGGCACACCGUCAUCGUAGUUAUAUUCUAAGAAAAAGAGCAUUUCUUGGAAAGAGAGUUUUAAAGCAGAGAGAAGAGAGCUUGGGGAGAAGAGGGAUGGGGAACUCGUUGGGGUGCUCGGCCUCCGGGGAGAGGCUGGUGUCGGCGGCGAGAGAUGGGGACCUGACUGAGGCCCGGAUGAUUCUCGAGUUCAACCCAAGCCUCACCAAGUACUCCACUUUCAGUGGCCUCAAUUCCCCUCUCCAUUUCGUUGUCGCGAAGGGCCAUUGCGAGAUCGUGACGCUAUUGCUUGAGAAUGGGGCUGAUGUGAAUUCCAGGAACUAUUGUGACCAGACUGCGUUGAUGCAAGCUUGCCGAAAUGGGCAUUGGGAGGUGGUUCAGACUCUGCUGCUCUACAGAAAGUAAUGAGAGCAGAUUAUCUGAGUGGUAGAACAGCUCUGCACUUUGCUGCAGUGGAAGGGCACAUUUGAUGCAUUCGGCUAUUGGUUGCAAAUUUCAUUCCUAGUGCGCCAUUUGACUCGGCUACGGAUGGCGACAAAGCUAUUGAAGUCUUUUGUUCCAUCGAAUGGAGAUGGAGACUAUGUGCUAUUAUCUAAUGUGUAUGUUUUCAUCCAUUUGAAGGAGGUGCUUGUUCAUGUAACGAUUAUUAGUAAUUAGUGUGCACUUUGAGAUUCAUAUUGAAUCAUUGCUGAUACAUGUAUUUCAAUUGCUUGACGGAAGUUGAGCAUGUAUAUCAGAAGCCAAGUUUUUGUAGCUGCAAGAUUGAAAUUCAGGAAUUCUGUAAUCUGUAUGGAACACUGAGAAUGUGCUUUGGUGUAAAACUGUUUUUAAUCAGGUUUUCA